Messenger RNA from Penicillium angulare, 1296 nucleotides. RefSeq lists its product as uncharacterized. The coding region runs from base 1 to 1296 and encodes 431 amino acids. NCBI's taxonomy places the organism in Eukaryota, Fungi, Ascomycota, Eurotiomycetes, Eurotiales, Aspergillaceae. The transcript has 2 exons. The record is from RefSeq and is a predicted model, not a curated record.
AUGUUUUCUCGCUCCAUCCUGCUGGGUGGUGCGCUCGCUGUGGGCGCCAGCGCCAUGCUGGUUAUCCCUGAGACCGUACCACAAGUGGAUCAAGUGGAAGGGAUCGAAGACGAUUUCGUUAACAUACUUCAACCCACCUACCCUGAUGUCUCCUACGCUGUGAUGCUGAACUGCGACGCGUGCCCCUUCCGUGGGGUUAAUGAGGAGGGUGUUGUCAGCUGGUCUGAUAACAAGCCAUCCACUCUGUUCGUCGAGUUCCACAUGGAAGAGAACCGUCUGCUGGCCAACGAUCAUCAAAUUUUCCCUCCCGUUCCUCCUACUCCUAUCACCGCCGUCCAGCAUGCCCGUGAUGGUGACGAAGAAUCAAGCCCCAUGCUUGUUGGAUACGCCCUGGAGGUUACCUCGCGCUCCAAGGAUUCCAAUGUGGAGGAAGGCUUCGACGUUCUGGAUGCUCGCUUCACCAUUCUCGACCUUGAAACUCACCCUGUCCCCGUCGACACCGUCGCUAUGACUAUGAUCCUCACCCCGACCGGAGAUCUGCUCCUCGUUGAUGGCGAGAUCGACAACACCGCCCCACCAGCUGAGAAGCUGUCGUGGAAAAAGUGCGAGGGUAAGCCUAAGUGUCUGCAGGAGCUUUUGUUCGAUCGCGUCCACGGCCUUCUUGAGGCUGCCAAGGACCGAUUCAGAGGCAAGGGUGGCAAGAAGGGCUGCCACGGAAAGCACGGGAAGCAUGGCAAAGAGGACAAGCACGCCAUGGGUGAGCACCACGGUCACCACGAGGGCAGUGCAGAGGAAUUCGAGGACUUCAAGCACCACCGUCCCCACCAUGACUUCCACCCUGAGGGCAUGCCUCCUUUCCCUUCAUUCCACGACUUUGAGGACGACUCCGAGCCCAAGGGACAUCGCCCCCAUCACCACCACCCCGACGGCGAUCACUUCAACCCUGAGGCUGAAGAUGGCCGUCCUCACUCUCACCACCACAAGCACCACGGAGGUCCCCCUCACGGUGCUUUCGCCCACACUUUCUCCCGUGUUGUCCGCUUCAUCGUCGUGCCUGCCAUUCUCGGUGUUCUAGCUGGUCUCACUGCCAGCGCUGUUGGUAUGCUUGUCGGCCAGGCUGUUGUCUUCCUCUGGCAGCGCUACCGCGGUACCAAGAACCAGGAGCACAAGGCUGCUUGGGAGGAGGGUGCCACCUGUGAGAAGCAGGGUCUUAUGUCUGAGUCUGCCGAGGAGGAGUUCCUUCCUGAGUACAGCCAGGAGACAUCCGAAACCCGUGCGUCUAUGGAUAAGAAUUAA